Messenger RNA from Apiotrichum porosum, 1986 nucleotides. RefSeq lists its product as uncharacterized. The coding region runs from base 1 to 1986 and encodes 661 amino acids. Lineage: Eukaryota; Fungi; Basidiomycota; Tremellomycetes; Trichosporonales; Trichosporonaceae. The record is from RefSeq and is a predicted model, not a curated record. The transcript has a single exon.
AUGCCUGGACCGUACAUUGACACUCGAGCAGACAGUUCUUUCGACGACUGCCCCGCCGCGUCGUCAUCUCGUGGCUACUUCCCCGGCCCAGACGUCUGGGGUGCCCAGACGCCUCGCACCUCUGUGACCGACCUCGUCGCUACCGCCAGUGCUCGAUCGAUGGCACGCCGCCCCUCUGUGACCAGUACCACGUCGGUGUCGGCGUCAAGUCAAGCAGCGACCCAGUAUGGUGCUACUCUCCACCCUUCGGCCGCUCUCGUCAACACCCGUCUCAACCUAAAAGCCUCGCCAGGAUUUUCGCCCCUUCCCGAGUCACCGGCGAUCCUCCCAUCAGCAGAGCGCACCGAAGUGUUGCGUCCAACGUCGGAACGCUGCAUGACAAACCUUACGGGUGAUCUCUGGCCGGAGAUGGUGCCACUGCGCCUAAGUGAACAUCGAAUGCAGCGCAAGCUCCCUCCGUCCAUGACCGAAAGCCUUGAAGCGCUCAUGGAGGUUUCGGUCAAGGCUCACAAGACCCUCAGCGCUGUGCCCGAGGAUGGGCCUGAAGAUGGGCCUCCUCGUCCCCUCCGCUCACCACUCCGCUCCGUACCCAUGACCUCUAUCGUCUUGGCUCCAGAGGUCGUGGCCCGCCUGCCGGCUCCCAAGCACCGCCGCUCAGCCUCGGGCCCCGCAAAGGACGAAGGUUGCCCACCACCGUCCCGCCCAUUCGGUCUUCCUCGCUCAGUCUCCUCGCCGCUCGUCAGCACACCGACUACGCCCAUGCGGCGCAAGAACUCGGAUUCUUCAGAGUCGAACGCGAGCAUCGAAAUGCUCCUCACUCCGCCGUCGAGUCUGUGUGUGUUGCCCCAGUCGGUCGCAAUGCAGCGCAGCGGGGCGGUCGAGUACGUCGUCUCCCCUCAGGAGGUCAAGCGUGAACGCAAAGCGAAGGUCAUCAAGCAGGCUGAGAACUUUGAGCCCAACCGUCCCGUCGACGUUGGGAUCCUCCUGAAGGCCUCCGAGCAGAAUGUUAUGGAUCAGAAUGGCAAGGCAAUCCGCUUUGGCGACCUUGUCAGUGGAACCCGCCGGACCGUGGUUGUCUUUGUCCGCCACUGGCUCUCGUCAUUCUGUGCGCAGUACAUUCGUGCUCUCAUGACCCACUUUGUCCCCGGCAAGGCUGGUGGCCACGCACGAGUGAUCGUUAUUGGACACGGAUCCGUAGCAAUGAUCCCUGCGUACCGCAACCACUUCCACUGCCCCUUCGAGGUGUAUACCGACCCCACUCGCAGGCUCCAAGACCUGCUCGGCCUCCUUCCCCACAGCCUGGGAUCGACUUGUCGUGGCGACUACGUGAUGAGCAAUGCAGUCGUCCGCGCAUGCGAGACCCUCCAGCUCGCUGCUCGCCUGCACGGCUUCCGCUCUGGCGACCGUGAGCAGCUCGGUGGCGAGUUUGUCUUCAAUGGCAGACUGGAGCUCGUCUACGCCCACCGCAUGCGCGGUGCCAGCGACCAUGCGUCACUCGCCGACCUCGUCGCCGCCACAAUCAUUCCCAUCUCUGGCCCCCUGUCCCCUUCUGCAAGCAGGUCUUGCAUCAGCCUCAGCCUUGGGGCCCUCAGGUCGAUGCCCAACGUCAACCACGUUUCCAAGACACUUCGCGAGGAAAACGAGGAAGAGCCGGAGGACGAGGACGAGGCAUACCCGCAGCUCGACAUGCAGGACGUUGACGAAGACGGCCUCCCAUCCCCACUUUCCCGUCCCCGUCCCCGUGUCAAGGUUUCUGCGGCCGAACGUGCGCACUGGGACCUACAGCGCCAGUCGCUCCUGGCGCGCCGUCCCUCCAGGACCCGCGUACCACUCGACCACGACCACAUCACCGUCCACAUGACGCCAGUGGGCACCGUGCCACCCAAGGAGGACGACUACUUUGGUCUCGACGUCCCCACCACUCCCUCCUCCCCCAGCACUCCUACUCGCGAGCACAUCAAACCCUGUGGCGAGCUCCUCCGUUGA